This is a messenger RNA of Magnolia sinica, 868 nucleotides long. Its product is annotated as large ribosomal subunit protein eL20-like. Gene Ontology annotation, biological process: translation. Gene Ontology annotation, cellular component: cytosolic large ribosomal subunit; ribosome. The record is from RefSeq and is a predicted model, not a curated record. Gene Ontology annotation, molecular function: structural constituent of ribosome. NCBI's taxonomy places the organism in Eukaryota, Viridiplantae, Streptophyta, Magnoliopsida, Magnoliales, Magnoliaceae. Bases 130 to 666 code for a protein of 178 amino acids. The transcript is spliced from 4 exons.
CGCAAUAAACUGAAGGAACAGGGGUAAAGAAGAUGUAUAACAUGAAGGCCGUGCUUAACUAGGGUUUUGCUUCAUCUAUUCUUGCCUCUUCAGAGAGAGAGAGAGAGAGGAAGAGUCUCUCUGCAGUCAAUGGGAAAUUUCAGGUUUCAUCAAUACCAGGUGGUGGGUCGAUCUCUUCCCACCCCAUCCGACGAACACCCCAAGAUCUACCGCAUGAAGCUAUGGGCCACCAACGAAGUCAGAGCAAAAUCCAAGUUCUGGUAUUUCUUGAGAAAGCUGAAGAAGGUGAAGAAGAGCAACGGACAAGUGCUUGCCAUUAACGAGAUAUUUGAGGAGUAUCCAACAACGAUUGAUAACUAUGGUAUCUGGCUGAGGUACCAGAGCAGGACUGGCUACCACAACAUGUACAAGGAGUACAGGGACACCACGUUGAACGGUGCCGUCGAGCAGAUGUACAAUGAGAUGGCAUCCCGCCACCGUGUCAGGUCUCCCUGUAUUCAGAUAAUCAAGACGGCCACCGUCUCUGAUUCUGACUGUAAGCGCGAGAGCACCAAGCAGUUCCAUGGCUUAAAGAUCAAAUUCCCCCUUGUCUUCAGGAAAGUGAGGCCCCCAACUCGUAAGCUCAAGACCACUUUCAAGGCUUCUCGCCCGAAUCUCUUCAUGUAGAAGAGAAUUAUAGUAUUUGUGCUUUUUCCCCUUACAUUUUUGUUUUGCUUUUACUUUGUGGGUUGGGGAACCUUGGACUAGUCUACUUAAGCACCAACAGCAGAGUGGCACUGGAUUUUAUUUUUUUCCCUUGCGAGAAGUAGCAUUUAUGACGGGGACCUUUGAACUAGUUCUUAAUUGAAUCCUAGAGUAUUUGGUGGUA